AUGAGCGUCAAUGGAUCACAGUCGCGGUUCCCGAUUCAAUCCAUUCAAGCUUCUUGUCAAAAUGUAUUAAAUCCUGUUCAUCAAUGUACACGUCCAGCAUAUAUAAUUGUUCGUUAUAAAUCUAAACAACAAUGUCAAACAUCAAAUCAACGUUUUGAAGUAGUCUUAAAUGAACAUAAACAAUUAUUAACUGAUGCAUGUCGUUCAUGUGAUAUUGAUAUUUGUCGUUCAAUUGAUUUACUGAUACAUAUUGUACAACGUUUAACACGACAAUUAUCAUCAACAUUCUUAAAUGAAAAUCAAACAUUAAAAAUAAUUGAAAUCGGUACACAAUUAUUUUAUUCAUUAUUAUUAGUUUAUAAUGAUAAAUAUAAUGAAUAUAUGCAACCAUUAUCUGAACAAUUAAAUUCAUUAUAUGAUACACUUGGUGAAAUAUUUGUUAAAUCUGAUCCUCGUCAACCACAAAGUAUAUUAGAAUAUAUUGUUUUGAAUCGUCCAAAUAUUUCACGUCUUAUACCAUAUUUUAAUCCAAAUUCAUUAAUUGAAUCGGAAAAAUUUAUUGAUAUUUAUAAAAAAUUAUCAAAAAUGUUUACAUUUGUUGAAUAUAAACCAUAUUUAUUACAAAUGUUUAGAAAAUUUAAUGUUAAUCAAUGGUUUGAAAAUCCAACAAAUUUAAAUCGACGUUUAACAUUUAUUGAUACAUUAUUUAAUCAUUUUCGUUCAUUAAUUGAAAAUUAUAAAUUAGCUGCUAAACGUGAUAAUCCACCUGAUUAUGAUGAAUUACCAUUAAUUGAACAAACAAGUCAAUUAUAUGAUGUAUCAAUAGGUCAUAUGAUACAAAUAUUAAAUUGUUCAUAUCCAUCACAAAUUGGAUUUUUAUUUCGUUUUAUUAUUGAAAGUAUACAAAUAAUGAGAAAAAAACAAAAAAUAAUUCAACAACAAAAUAAUUCUUUAGUACCAUUAGAAUUUCAACAAUCAAUUGAACGUGGACUUUUACCAGCAAAAAUUUUAUCGGAAUUUCUUGAUCAAGUUCAUUAUUUAGAAAAUACAUCAAUAAUUAAACUUGGAAAACAACAAAUUGACGAAAUGCUUAAUUGGUUACAUACAUUUGUACUUGCACAAAUUGAUGAAAAAAGUGAUAAAUGUUUAGUUCAAUUAUAUCAAUCAUGGCGACCAUGUUCAAAUGAAUUAACACGAAUUUAUUCAAUAAUGGUUAUUUUAAAUAUUCAAAAACGUCGAAAUCAUCAUGAUAUGAAUAUAUCUCAAAUAUUUGAACAAAUAUUUUUACUUUAUAGUCCAUUUAUUGAUCCAACAUAUUCAUUAUUUUCUUUGUCAGAAUGGAAAAUAAUAAUCGAUCAUCAUGGUGAUAUGUUAACACGUAUGAUAAAAACAUUUAUACAAUUAUCUGAAGAAUUAUUUAAAUAUAUUAAUGAAUCAUAUAAUUAUCAACAAGAAUUUUUUCAUUGUAUAUUUCAAUAUUGGUAUAAAGUUGUUAAAUGCUUAAUAACAAAUGAAUAUACACAUUCAAUACUUGAUAUUUAUCAUCGAUAUUUACAAGAUAUAACAUGGUCUAAUUAUCGAUUAACAAUUGAAUGUUUAUUAAUAUUUGAUGAAUUAAUUAAUGCAAAUAAUUCUGAAAACAUUCCAUCAACAUCAUUAUAUGAAUUUAUUAUUUAUAUUUUAUCAUCAAUUGAUAUACAUUCAUGGAUGAUUGAAAAUGAUGAAAAAUUAAUUAUGUCAUUAGUACCUUGUCAUUUUCGUUUAUUAAUUAAUAUUUUUUUAAGUCCACAAGCAAAAUAUACACAAAAUAAUGAUAAUUUAAGUCGUUUAGCAAGUCAAUGUGAAUUAAUUAAUUGGAGUUAUUUAGAUUUUGAUACAUAUGUUAACGUUAUUAAUUCAAUUAUGUCAAAAUUUGAUCAUGAUUUUAUUCUUGCACCAAGAGCUUCAAUUAAUGGAUAUUUAAAUAGAAUCCUUCGUUGUGCUUCUGAAUUUAAUUCUUCAUCACUUGCUACUGAUCGUAUACAUUUUAAACGUUUAUGUUAUCUUCGUUUAUUUGAACAAUGUUUAAUUAAUGCUAAAAAUCAACAUGAUCAAGAUGAUUAUCGUUUAACAUUAAUUAAUUUACUUAAUGAUAUUGAAUCAUUAGCAUUACAAGGAAAAUUAUCUUCGAAUGAUGAACUUGUUGAUAUAUUUAUUGAAUUAAUACGCUUUCUUAAUAUAAAUUCAUUUGGACAAACAAUAUUAAAUUCAUAUCAAAAUUAUUUUCUUGAUUGGAUACGUCAUAGUCAAAAUUCAAUAGCAAUGUUAUCAUUAUUUACUAGUAUAUGUCGAACAUUAAAAGAUCGUAAUAGAAAAAUUUUAUUUAUAGAAUCUAUUCUUUAUAUUUAUUUUCAAUAUGAUCAAGAACAUAAUUGGUCCAUAAUAUUGAAUUUAUUUCAACAAAAUGAAGAUUUAAUAAAUUUUAAAAUUGAUGAUUAUAUACAAAUAUGUUGUGAACAUAGUGCUUUUUUAUCAUUAUAUCUUAUUUCAGAAUAUGAAUUAAGAUAUAAUAAACAAAUAAAUAAUGAAAAUAUCUUACAUAACGAAUUUAAAUAUCUUGAAAAAUUAAUUGAUUUAUUUACAAAUGGAAAAUUACGUAUUAAAUAUGGUGAAGAAGAACUUGUUUUAUUAAUGAUGAUUAAAAUAAAUCAAAUAAUUAAACAUCAAUUAGAUUAUGGAAAAAGUACUGAUAUUUUAUUAAUACGUUUAAUAAGAAAUUAUGCUAAUUGGCUUUUGGCAUGCGGAACAGAUAAUAAAGAUAAUGCUUAUGGUGGAAUAUUUGCUAUGAUUGGAAUUGGAAAAAGGGUCCAAUAUUCUCUCAGGUUUCGUUUAUUUACUAAAUUAGUUGGUAUUAUGCAAUUGCAACAAUUAACAGAUGAACCAUUGAAAAUUCGUAUUGAUUCGAAUGAUCGUCAUCUAGAUCUCUCAUCAGCAAAUAAUGCAAUACUUAAACAAAAUUUAACAAAUUUAUCUUUAUCAACGACAAUAAAUGAAUACAGUGAUUUUAAAGGCGAACUCACUCAUUGUAACAGUGAAUAUUUACAACGUACUGAUGUGACUUUUUUUCAUGUUUCUGAUUUAAUUCAUUACUUAUGUACACAUCUAUUUGCUGAUCUGCCAUAUUUGACUUAUGUAUCUAACCAUGACUCGCGAUGA
Molecule: messenger RNA, 3195 nt
Organism: Rotaria sp. Silwood2
Lineage: Eukaryota; Metazoa; Rotifera; Eurotatoria; Philodinida; Philodinidae
Source: the annotation of a GenBank genome assembly